This is a messenger RNA of Brassica napus (rape), 4707 nucleotides long. RefSeq names its product exocyst complex component EXO70A1-like. Gene Ontology annotation, biological process: exocytosis. Bases 103 to 2019 code for a protein of 638 amino acids. The transcript has 12 exons. The record is from RefSeq and is a predicted model, not a curated record. Gene Ontology annotation, cellular component: exocyst. Lineage: Eukaryota; Viridiplantae; Streptophyta; Magnoliopsida; Brassicales; Brassicaceae. Gene Ontology annotation, molecular function: phosphatidylinositol-4,5-bisphosphate binding.
AUAAAAUAUGAAAAAACACACGUCGUCUCUCUUUCUUUCCUCUCUUCAACUUCGCUAAUCGACGGCGAAGAAAAGCAAUUUCAUCAGCUUCUUAGAUUCGCCAUGGCCGUCGAUAGCGGAAUGGAUCUGCUCAGCGAGAGAGCUGUGCUGAUGAGAGAGUCUCUCCAGAAGAGUCAAACCAUCACCGAUAAUGUCGUCUCCAUCCUCGGCUCCUUCGAUAGCCGUCUCUCCGCUCUCGAAUCCGCCAUGCGUCCCACUCAGAUUAGAACGCACGCGAUAAGGAAAGCUCACGAGAAUAUUGAUAAGACUCUCAAAUCCGCUGAGGUUAUUCUGUCUCAGUUUGAUCUCCUCCGUCAGGCAGAGACUAAAGUACUCAAGGGGCCACAUGAGGACCUGGAGAGUUAUUUGGAGGCUAUAGCUCAACUCAGAAAAGUUAUUCGUUAUUUUAGCAGCAACAAAGGCUUUAAGAACAGUGAUGGAGUCCUCAACCAUGCUAAUAGCUUGCUUGCUAAAGCUCAGUCUAAGCUGGAGGAGGAGUUUAAACAGUUGCUAGUUUCUUACAGCAAAGCUGUGGAGCCUGAUCGCCUUUUCGAUGGCCUUCCUAACUCACUGAGACCAUCCGCAGACGGUGAGGGUAAUGGAAAAGCCCACGGAGGACACCAUAACGAUGACUCAGAAACUGCUGCUUAUACACUUCCAGUCCUCAUUCCAUCAAGGGUGUUGCCACUUUUGCAUGAUUUGGCUCAGCAAAUGGUUCAAGCUGGUCACCAGCAACUGCUGCUACAAAUUUAUAGAGAAACACGUACUUUUGUAUUGGAAGAGAGCUUAAGGAAACUGGGAGUUGAAAAACUUAGCAAAGAGGAUGUUCAGAGGAUGCAGUGGGAAGUUUUGGAGGCCAAAAUUGGAAAUUGGAUCCAUUUCAUGCGCAUUGCUGUUAAAUUGCUCUUUGCCGGAGAAAGGCAAGUAUGUGACCAGAUAUUCCGAGGCUUCGAUUCUCUUAGUGAUCAGUGUUUUGCAGAAGUUACAGUGAGCAGUGUCUCAAUGCUACUUAGCUUUGGGGAUGCCAUAGCUAGAAGCAAGAGAUCUCCAGAAAAGUUGUUUGUACUGUUAGACAUGUAUGAGAUAAUGCGGGAGCUUCAUACAGAGAUUGAGACAAUUUUCAAAGGUAAAGCAUGCCUUGAAAUUAGAAACUCUGCUACGGGGUUGACAAAGCGGCUGGCUCAGACUGCUCAGGAAACAUUUGGUGACUUCGAAGAAGCUGUUGAAAAAGAUGCUACAAAGACUGCUGUUCUAGAUGGGACUGUCCACCCACUAACAAGCUAUGUUAUCAAUUAUGUCAAGUUCUUAUUUGACUACCAAGCGACUUUGAAGCAACUUUUCUCGGAAUUUGGAAAUGGAGACGACUCGAACUCUCAGCUUGCAUCCGUAACAAUGAGGAUAAUGCAGGCGCUUCAAAACAACCUGGAGGGAAAAUCGAAACAGUACAAAGAUCAAGCACUGACACACUUGUUCUUGAUGAACAACAUACAUUAUAUGGUUAGAUCUGUGCGCAGGUCUGAAGCUAAGGAUUUGUUAGGCGAUGAUUGGGUUCAAAGGCAUAGGCGUGUCGUUCAGCAACAUGCAAACCUAUACAAAAGGACUGCUUGGACAAAGAUAUUACAAACCUCGUCGGCGCAAGGGUUGACCUCGUCCGGAGGAGGAAGUGUAGAGGGAGGAAACAGCAGCGGAGUUUCAAGAGGGUUAUUGAAAGAGAGGUUCAAGAUGUUCAAUAUGCAAUUUGAUGAGUUGCAUCAAAGACAAUCGCAAUGGACAGUUCCAGACACAGAGCUAAGAGAGUCACUAAGACUUGCUGUUGCUGAAGUAUUAUUGCCUGCUUAUAGAUCAUUCCUCAAACGCUUUGGGCCUCUGGUUGAGAGUGGGAAGAAUUCUCAGAGAUACAUAAAGUAUACAGCUGAAGAUCUUGAGAGAUUGCUGGGUGAGUUGUUUGAAGGAAAGUCUAUGAAUGAACCACGACGGUAAAAUCAAACAAACCAAAGCUAAUUGUGUAAGGUAAAUUUCUGUCAAACUACUUCUCUUCUGUCUCCGUUGUAUAUGGAGUGUCGACAAUUUGUGUUUGUUUGUUUGUAUUUUUUUUAGUGAUGAGUGUGUAAAUUACUUGGAAACGAGUUAUUUCUCUUUUGUAUAACGUUCACGUUUUGAAAUAAGCAUGGCUUACAUAUCUGUAUUUAUUAGCUUCUGGUAUUUAAUAAAAAUGUUGUCACUAAACAGUAAACCACCUUUCAAAUGUCCCAUAAGGCGAAAACUUCUACUCCUAGAAAUUUGGUUUGGGUCAUAUAAAAAAGGGUUUUUGGAAUAAAAAACCCUCACGUAUGUUUUGUUUGGAUAUAAACCCCUCAAUUAAUGAUUCAAUGUAUAAACCCCUCAAGUCCGUUUGUUUAAGGAAUCAACCCCUCCGUCACUAUUGACGUUAAAAGCUGUGAGUUGCAGUUAAGUAUAAAACACAACGUUCUUUAAAUGACCAAAAAACAUCACAGCUUUGUAUAUCUUCUUACGCUCAAAUAAUUUGUGUAUUAUGCUUAUGUCGAUUUUUCUUUUUGAACAUUUGUUUAUGUCGUGUUAACUACUAAGACUUACAUAUGUUAGAAAAAAUCGCUAUUCAGUACUUAUAGAGAACACGAGCUUGAAACCUUGUAUGUAUGCAAAUGAAUUAUCUUUCACUAAAGCCUAUAUAUUGACUUGUCAUGUACGUACAAGAGUAGUAACAAGAUUACAAGAAUUGUAAAAUGGACCAAAUUUGUCCAAAGCUUUCAGUUGCAGGAGAGAAGACAGUUCAUAACGUAUAUAUAAGUCUUAAUAACAAAAUGAAACACCAAACUCCAAUCGCAGACAACUCUUUCACCCUCUUUCUUCUGUGUGUCUCACAAAUCCUUGCAUCUUUGUUUUACAAUUUUGACGCAGGAAACACAAAACACAAAAUGAUUAUCUAACCCUCUGUCCACACAAUUAAAACUCAAAAAUCCCUCAGGCUGAGAAAUUAGGGUUCAUCAUCUAUGUGUCUUAAUAAUUUGGGGAUUUUUUGGAACACUUAGGGAUUUAGAGAAGUUACAAGUCGUGAGAUUAAACUACUUGUUGUUUUGAGUUAAGGUUGUGCUGUUUUAUUAAGAAAUCAUAUAGUUUACAAAAUAAUCAAAACACAUCGUAUUGUUAAACGGUACAAUUAACGGGAGGGGUCGAUUCGUUGAACAAACUGAAUUGAGGAGUUUAUGCGUUGAAUCUUUAAUCGAGGGGUUUAUACCUUAAUAAAACAUACUUGAGGGGUUUUUAUGUUAAAAAUCCUAUAAAAAAACAUAGACUUAGAAUACUAAUGCAAAGACCCAAAUAUUUUUUUAGCAAUUAAAAAACUACCACACCAUUGUUCUUGAACCGGACAAGACAAUACAAGUCGAGCUACAUUCAUACUUUUUAGUAAAAUAAUGAGUGGUGAGAUGUGUUUGUUGUUUUAAACACAUGUUUGGUAAUGGCAUAUCUUUUUGUUAAGUUUGGUAAUGGCAUAUUCCUCUUAGAAGAUGCGAAUUCUCCCAACAUCUUUACAUAGACUUUCCCAUUUACAUCAUCUCCUCCACUUUUUCCCAAUAUAUUAAUUUGAUUUCUUUCAAUGUCAUCCUUACACCAAUGACAUUACAUACUUUUAUUCCCCUUUACACCAAUAAUCUAUUCAUCUUUUUCCAAUAUUUCAUUUUAUUCUCACUUAAAAUAACUUGUAGAGACGUAUAUUUUGAACUCAUAAUACAUUUCUACAUAUAAAUGCAUCGUUCAUAAAGUUUUAAUGUCGGUCUACUAAUAUAUAAACUACGUUAGAUUUGUAUUCGUUUUCAUAUACAGUUUAGGACAAACAAAAUAUAAUUAUUAUCAACAGACACGCGGUACAGUGGUUACACUGAGCUGAUUAAUUAUUGAAGAAAAAGAGUAUUUUAAAGAAAAAGUGGAAAGAACACUAUGGCUUAUGUAAUGGGUGCUUUCAAUUUCUCUUUUAAUGUGUCUCCAAGACCAAAGACAAAGAGAAGCCAUAAAACCCUAACAGCAUCCAUUGUUGAAACUCUCUUUGGCACAACACAAAACACACAAACUAUGGCCAUCCCCUAAAGAAAUGAAGAAGAAUCCUCUGACUCAAUCAGAAGAUCUAACCAUAAAGGGUUUUUUGAGAGGUUCAGAUUUUCUUUAGGGGAUGGCCAAAAACACAAGAGUGCUCACACAAAAGGUAAGAAGAAAGAAGAAGAGAUCUCUUGUAGAUUUUGAUUAUGAAUUGUGUUUUACGUGUGGGUGUUGUCUGAAUGAUAAUCCUCAUCAUAAUCAUAAUCAUUAUCGUUAUGGUGAUGAUUAUGAUGUGGAUUGUGUGUGAAUGGAAUGAUGAAGAUUGCAUGAAGGUUGAUGAAGAUAAGCUUGGUUUGUCUUUUGUUAUCCCUCGUAUGGGCAACUUCGAUCCUUUGGCAAGCUUCGGUUCCCCUCGGAAUCAGCAGAUUAUUACUAUCUUACUCUAUUAAUUGUCUUUGUGCUUCGUUAAGUUUGUUUUCAUUUUGGUUUUGUUUAGUGUCUUUAAUUACGAUGUGUGCUGUGUGUGAAUGUGUGUGUGGUGUUGUAAUCCCAUGUGAUGCACCACUCAGGUGUGUUCCAAUAUGGGUGAGGAAUAAAAGAAUAUUCGGUUUGUUA